AUGCAUAUUCGUGUACAAUCUUUUAAAAAUAUCCGCCUCGGUCACAGGUUCGGAGGUACUCCAUUCUUCAGACGAGGCCUACUAACGCAAAGCUAUGCUCAUGGUCCAUCUCAACCACCUUUGAUCGAGUCGACCAUCGGAGAUCACUUUGCAAAAAUCGUGGCGGAAAAUGGAGAUCGAAAAGCUGUUAUCUCGAAACACCAGAAUGACUGUGUCACAUAUGCCUCGCUCGAUAUGCGAAGCAAUGCCCUUGCCCGGGGACUCGAGUCGGUGGGAAUCAACAAGGGAGAUCGAGUUGGUGUCAUGCUUGGUAAUUCUAUGGAAUAUGCAGUGAUAACGUAUGCUUUGUUCAAACUUGGAGCCAUACUGGUCCCACUAAAUCCCUCGUUCAAUUCCGCGCAAAUCGCAUCAGCAUUGGGGCAUCUGGAAUCCAGCCACCUUAUCAUCAGCGCAGAAUCCAACCUUCCCCGCAAAGAUCCCCGCAGCAACAUUCCCCUACUACAACAUCUCGUCGAGGAUCUCCGCAGUUCAAAGCUAGGCUCGAGUCUAGUUCCCACUUUAAAGCAGGUCAUUAUUGUCGAUAACUCAGCCGGUCGUGCUGAUUUAUCAUCCUACAAGAGCCUGGUCCCAUUCUCAUCCAUCAUGUCCGACCUCUCAGCGGACGCACAAGCCUUACCUGAACGGCAACUCUUCCCAGACGAGAUUGUCAAUAUCCAAUUUACAUCCGGAACGACAGCUAUGCCCAAAGCAGCAUGUCUGACCCACCGUUCCAUUCUCAACAAUGGUUCCCAAGUCGGUGACCGUAUGCUUCUUACCCCCGAAGACAUUGUCUGCUGUCCACCGCCCCUGUUUCACUGUUUUGGAUGCACACUAGGCUACAUGGCAACAGCAACCCACGGCUCAACCAUAGUAUUCCCGACGGAAUCUUUCAAUGCCCGAGCAGUCCUCAAUGCAGUCCAAGAAGAGAAAUGCACAGCGCUCUACGGUGUGCCAACAAUGUUCAUGGAGGAGCUCGGUCUCAUUGAAUCGGGAGAGAUCUCGCAUGAAGGCUUCCAGUACUUACGAACGGGUAUUGCAGCUGGGAGUAGUAUUCCCGCGGAAUUGAUGAAGAAGUUACACCGGGUGCUCAAUCUGACGGAAUUGACCAUUUGCUACGGGAUGACGGAGACUAGUCCUGUGUCUGCGAUGACGACUACGGAUGAUCCUAUCGAUAAACGCGUGAAUACAGUUGGUAAACUUAUGCCGCACGUUGAGGCUAAGAUUGUGAAUCCAGUGAAUAGGAAGGAAAUUCUUCCUAUCGAAGCACGCGGUGAAUUGGCCGUAAGUGGGUAUCUUUUGAUGAAGGGUUAUUGGGGAGAUCCCGAGAGAACAGAAAAGGAGAUGUUUGCAGAUGAAUCUGGGAAGCUUUGGAUGCAUACUGGCGAUGAAGCUUCGAUGUCACCGGAUGGAUAUAUUACCAUCACUGGCCGCAUCAAGGACCUGAUUAUUCGUGGUGGUGAGAACAUUCACCCAUUAGAAAUCGAAAAUUGUCUGUUAGCACACUCCGGUAUCGCCGACGUCUCUGUCGUCGGUGUACCAGAUGAACGGUAUGGUGAAGUGGUUGCCGCCUUCGUGGUUGCUCGAGAGCGAGUAUCUCUUACCACGGAGGAGAUACAGCAAUGGGUUAGGGAGAAGCUGAGCAGUCAUCUUGUUCCCAAAUAUGUGUUCUUUCCUGGGCCAGGAGACCCUUCUCCGAAGACGGCGAGUGGGAAGAUCCAGAAGUUUAAGCUAAGAGAACAAGCUAUAAAACUCCUGGCCGAGAAGGCUGAUGACCCAACGAACAAGUGA
Penicillium odoratum is the source of this 1827-nucleotide messenger RNA. RefSeq lists its product as uncharacterized. Gene Ontology annotation, biological process: fatty acid metabolic process. Bases 1 to 1827 code for a protein of 608 amino acids. The record is from RefSeq and is a predicted model, not a curated record. The transcript is spliced from 7 exons. Gene Ontology annotation, molecular function: medium-chain fatty acid-CoA ligase activity. NCBI's taxonomy places the organism in Eukaryota, Fungi, Ascomycota, Eurotiomycetes, Eurotiales, Aspergillaceae.